Molecule: messenger RNA, 2099 nt
Organism: Osmia bicornis bicornis
Lineage: Eukaryota; Metazoa; Arthropoda; Insecta; Hymenoptera; Megachilidae
Gene: tty
Product: protein tweety
Exons: 10
Coding region: 290-1984 (564 amino acids)
Cellular component (GO): plasma membrane
Molecular function (GO): intracellularly calcium-gated chloride channel activity; volume-sensitive chloride channel activity
Source: RefSeq, a predicted model, not a curated record
GAAGGCAACGAUUAUGUAUUCGAGGAACAAUUCGUCCUAAGUGAACCGUACCAUACGUCUUCGCGAGAAGGAUGGAAUUGUGUUCUCGUACGUUGGGAUUGGUUGUGGCGCCACCCCACUCCGCCGAACGCUUUCAGUCGAGCUCGGACCUUCGUCGGGUGUGGAGUGCGCGUUGUUUCGUCGUGUGUCAGUGUUCGAAUUACUCACAGAAAAUCAAGGCCUCGUAGCAUGUCUUGACGAGUAGGAGGCGAUCUUCAACGGGGUUUUCGGCAGACAAGGGUUCUCCAAAAUGGCGGGCGGUCAGCAGCUUCCGGAACAGUACACGGUACCUCCGCUCGCUAGGGUCUUCCAUAGCCUGCCGCACCUCAACGUCUCGCUCCACUCGGUCAACAACACCUUCAAUCCACAUUCUGAAAUCUACCUAGAGAGCCUCGGGAUACUUGGAAGUAUCCCUGCAGCCUGGUUAAUCCUGACGUUGCUAGUGUUGCUGGUAUACCUGGUAACGAGAUGCUGUGACCGGAAGCCGCGCCCCAAGAGGUCGAUAACCCUGCUGAAGUUUUCACUGGCCAUCCUGGCGUUGCUUUGCUGCGGAGCUGUUGCCGUCGGACUAUACGGUAACGACGAUGUUCACAACGGUUUGGUGCAAUUGGUGGCAGCCGCAAAGAACGUCGAUGGUAUCCUGAUGGGUGUACGGAAUCAGACUGACACCAUCGAGAACACGCUGAAGAAGAAAGUGGAACCACAGUUGACUGCGUUAAGGGAUGAAUUCGACGAUCCGGUCAGCAAUAAAACGAUGAUCGAAUUACUGUUGGCCGCUUUACAAAGCAUGAAACAGAACACGAGCAUCGCCGUGAAUAAAAGCAUCGAAAUGAGGAAACCGUUGACGGGGAUCAGCCUGGCUGGAGCGAUCGGAAUGGGAGAGAAGAUAGAGCAAUUAAGGUGGCCAGUCACCAUGGCAGUGUUGAGCGCACUUCUAGUUCUUUGCGUGGUGCUACUCGUCGGUGUCGCACGACAUUCCAGAUGCGUUCUUAUAACGUUCUCCGUGUUCGGUUUGUUCGCGGUGAUAGUCUCCUGGCUGAUGGCAUCGUUGUACCUUGCGACUUCAGUGGCCUUAGGUGAUCUCUGCGUUUCGCCGGACGGUUACUUGACCAGGGCGGUACCGUCUACGUUAGCUUCGGAGGUUCUUUCCUAUUAUACGCAUUGCGAGAAUACGCGUAGCAAUCCGUUUACUCAGAGACUGCGAGACGGUCAGACAGCGAUCAGUGAAAUGAGCAAAAACCUGAACACAGUGACCAGGUUGGCGUUAGAAUUGUACAAGGAUAAACAAUUGCAACCAAAGUUGAACAGCCUUUUAUUCGACGUCAACACCGUGAGCAAACUGAUGUCCGGUUUAGCCACGUUGCUCGAUUGCAAACCCUUUCACAAGCAAUACGUUCAUGCCGCGAAAAGCUUAUGUCACUUAGGAUUGUAUGGAUUGACCUUCAUGCUAUUGGCGAGCUUAGCAGCAGGUCUGUUCUUCACGGUGUUAGUUUGGGUGGACUCUCAUACCUGGAUCUACAUUCGAAAACGAAGAGAUUACCACCAAGUCGACGAGCAGGAUCCGUAUCUACCACCAUCGGCAGCUUCGCAGGCGAUAGCAGCAAGGACCCUUCGAGGCCAAGGGUCGUACCCGCCUACAGCCCCUUCUGUAUUUUAUCCGAAUGCUCAUGGCACUCAAAAUACCAUUAAGCAGCCUCUCUUGCUAACGCCGCCCCCGCCGUCCUACGCUACUGCGACUGCUCGAGCACGUCAGCUGCACGAGAGCAUGUUAAAAGGUGGGGGUAUUAACGGGAGCGGAGGAGGCGGGGAUCACAAAUCGUCUCAGCAUAAUCAGCAGUCGACAGGUGGACGAGCUGAGCACCGUUCUGGGCUCGGAGAUCAACCUGGCCAGUACGCGACUUUGAGCAAACAGUGCAAGACACUCGAGUCAAGUGAUUUUUACUGAGGGCACGCCCCCGCAGGGCCCGGUAGAGAACCACCUUGGACCCCAAGCGUGGCCUCGUUCACCGGUACCCUGUCUCACAAUUCUCAUGGACCUGCUCACUUGGCCACGUUCCAAG